AUGCCUGCUGGGGGAGAUGUGGAGAACUCGUACUUGCCUCCUGUUUGGAAUGACGAUGCCGCGAUGGUUGGGUACAUGGCCAUGAUAAAGGCUAGACACGUUAAUCCUAUCGAUCACGAUAGAAAAGUAAAAUUCUGGGAGGAAGCCAUUGACUCGUAUUGUAUCCACCAGAAGAAUGCAGUUUUCACUUUAGACACACUGAAGCGAGCUUUCAGAAGAGGAGAUCAGAUUCCCGCUUCUUUAGGAAUAGUGAUUGAGCAUGCUAAAAGUCAUGGAACACUCGUUACAUUAAACGAUUGGAAGGAAAAACAUUCUACCUGGGUCAAUUGGGGAGUAUCUCAGUUGUCAAAAACUUCAUCUUGGAUCUUCGGAUCAGGGGAUUCAAUGCAAAAUUCGAAAAUUGUUCAUAUUCCAACACUAAAGCGACAAUCAGAGGAAGCAAUGAACCUUUUCAUUGAUGAAUUCAAAUCUCAAUGCGAUGGUACCGGAGAAGUUAUUGCUUAUUCUGAAUUUUAUGAAAAAGCUCGUCAUAUUUUCAGAACUAAGGAGAAUUUUGACAUUUUAUUGGAGUAUAUGAGUGACACUGGUGACGUUACUGUUGGACAAUCAAGUAAAGGAGAAAGAAUCAUUAAAUUUAGAGAUAUCGGAAGUAAUGAUCCUGUACAGUUCACAGAAGCAGACGCAUCAGUACAUGACAUCCGUCGGGCUAUGACAAAAGUUGAAAGAGAAAUUUCUGUUCUAGAAGACAAAGCAAAAAAGUAUGAGGAUGAGUGUAGAAAAGCUUUGAGGGCCGGAGAGAAAAGCAGAGCUGCGUCAUUCUUGAGGCAGAAAAAGAGAAUAACUAAAGAUAUAAGCGAUAAGGAUGGGCAAUUACAAGGCUUGUUGAAUAUGCUCCAUCAACUUGCCUCUACCAAGUUCAAUAAAGAAGUUUUGGAUGCCUACAAAAUUGGAUCUCAAGCAUUUAAAGCAAAUCUUGCUCGACAUGGUUUAUCGCCUGAUCAGGUCGACAAGACAAUGGAUGAUAUUUCUAGUACACUUGAAGAUUACAAGGAAUUGGAAGAUGCUAUGAGCCAAGGAUUUGGCUUCCGAACCAGUGAUAAGGACGAUGAUCUUCAAAAAGAGUUGGAUGCUCUAAUGAACGAUGAGAAAAAAGCAGAAGAACCAUUGGGUUUGCCAGAAGUUCCUAGUGGACGAUUCGGCUUACGCGAAGAUGACCAAGAAUUUUCUGUAGAAGAGCGUUCUCUGGAAGAACGAUUGAAAAAGCUCAGAGGCUGA
Auanema sp. JU1783 is the source of this 1275-nucleotide messenger RNA. The record is from the annotation of a GenBank genome assembly. NCBI's taxonomy places the organism in Eukaryota, Metazoa, Nematoda, Chromadorea, Rhabditida, Rhabditidae.